GCAGACUUUGUUGCCAGCGAUCCUUACCAUUUCACUUUGAAUAUGCCAUCAAAUCACAUUUAUAUGCUCCCAGCAGUUGUCGAUCAUUCAAAUUUGCAGCGCUUCUCUGAUCGAGUUGUUGAUGGAAUUGCAGCUGUCUUUUUGGCAUUAAAACGAAGACCUGUUAUUCGUUAUCAAAGAACAUCUGAUAUUGCGAAAAGGAUUGCACAGGAAACAGCAAAGCUGAUGUACCAGCAGGAAAGUGGACUUUUUGAUUUCAGACGAACAGAAAUUUCUCCAUUGUUGCUGGUAAUUGAUAGGAGGGAUGAUCCUGUAACCCCAUUGCUGAAUCAGUGGACCUAUCAGGCAAUGGUUCACGAAUUGAUUGGUAUUCAAGACAACAAAGUGGACUUAAGAACCAUUGGCAAAUUUCCAAAGGAUCAACAGGAGGUUGUGCUGUCAUCAGAACAAGAUGGUUUUUUCAAAAAGAACAUGUAUGAGAACUUUGGUGAUAUUGGGAUGAACAUCAAGCAGUUGGUUGAUGAAUUUCAGCAAAUUUCGAAGAGUAACCAGAACAUUCAGACGAUAGAGGACAUGGCCAAAUUUGUUGACAAUUACCCUGAGUACAGAAAGAUGCAUGGAAAUGUUUCAAAGCAUGUGGCACUGGUUACAGAAAUGAGCAAACUAGUUGAAGAGAGAAAACUUAUGUUAGUUUCACAGACAGAACAGGAGUUGGCUUGCAAUGGUGGGCAGGUGGCAGCUUUUGAGGCGGUGACAAAUCUAUUAAACAAUGAAAGUGUAUCUGAUAUUGAUCGCCUACGACUUGUCAUGUUGUAUGCUUUGCGCUAUGAGAAGGAAAGCCCUGUGCAACUGAUGCAAUUAUUUAACAAACUGUCUUCUAAGUCUGCCAAGUACAAGCCUGGGCUUGUCCAGUUUCUCUUGAAGCAAGCGGGUGUGGAUAAGCGAACUGGGGAUCUUUAUGGAAAUCGAGAUUUCUUAAAUAUUGCACGUAACAUGGCUCGGGGGUUGAAGGGGGUUGAGAAUGUGUACACACAACACCAGCCUCUUCUCUUCCAAACUAUGGAAAGCAUCACCAAGGGACGACUGAGAGAUGUGGACUACCCAUUUGUUGGAAACCACUUUCAGCAGGGCAGGCCUCAAGAAGUUGUGAUUUUCAUUGUUGGAGGAACAACAUACGAGGAGUCGCGCUCUGUAGCUUUACAAAAUUCUAUGAAUACUGGAAUUCGUUUUAUACUUGGUGGUUCUGCGAUUCUCAAUUCUAAGAGGUUCUUGAAAGAUUUGGAAGAAGCUCAGAGAGUAGCUCGGACUAGCAACGCCGUCUGAAUUCUGGGUUCUUGUAUACGGGUGUUUGUGGAUGUAUACGGGUGUUUAGAUAUGGUCACCAGCUAUAAUAUAAAAAAUUGCCACACAUGCUUGAGGGUUCAUCAGAAUCGCCCUCUGUUCCUGUAGAACACAUGGCCCUUUCGUUACCAUUUUGUGGGAGUAAGAACCGAAGGGGAUUUGUAUCCCAUAAAUUUGGAGGGUAAGAUCUAACAGCAGUUUCCCUCCCUACUUUAAGAAGCAUAGAAAAGAAUGAGAUCUCACAUCUUUGCACCAAUUUUUUCGCUAACCGAGCCGGACACCCUAGGGCUUAAUUAACAUGUACUUUCUUGCCUUGUUCAGAAGAAGCUUGUCAUACAUGAAAUCUCCCUAUUCUUUCUAUUUGAAUAUACAUAUUACUGUAUCAAUGUAGUUUGUACUUAAGAUAUUGUGAGAAUUCAACAAA
Messenger RNA from Prunus avium (sweet cherry), 1765 nucleotides. The record is from RefSeq and is a predicted model, not a curated record. Lineage: Eukaryota; Viridiplantae; Streptophyta; Magnoliopsida; Rosales; Rosaceae.